This is a messenger RNA of Heterocephalus glaber (naked mole-rat), 836 nucleotides long. Lineage: Eukaryota; Metazoa; Chordata; Mammalia; Rodentia; Bathyergidae. The record is from RefSeq and is a predicted model, not a curated record.
AUGGCUCCCAGGUCCUUGUCAUCAGCCUCCACCAUCUCCGACAUCUUCCUCAACCCAGGAGCCUUGAUUCCUUUCAGUGGAGAAUGGUAUUUAGAGACCGGCAUCUUGGCAAGAAACGGGAGAGGAGGGCGGGAGGGGACCACCCCAGAACUGGCCUCCUGCGGUACCAGAACCCCCCCUCCACAAGAAUAUGAAAUGACGACUCUUAAAGAAGUGUUGGAUUUAACAGAGUAUGCAAGAAGACAACACUGGUGGAAUCGAAUGUUUGGCCACCAAUCAGGACCUAUGGUAGAAAAAUACUUAGUAGCUACCCAGAUUGCAAUGGGUGGCGUGACUGGCUGGUGUGCAGGAUUUUUGUUCCAGAAAGUUGGAAAACUUACAGCAACAGCAGUAAGUGGUGGCUUUCUUCUCCUACAGAUCGCCAGUCAUAGUGGCUAUGUGCAGAUCGACUGGAAGAGAGUUGGAAAAGAUGUAAACAAAGCAGAAAGACAGAUUAAGAAACGAGCAAAUAAAGCAGCACCUGAACUCAACAGUGUAAUCGAAGAAGCAACAGAAUUUAUCAAACAGAACAUCGUGAUAUCCAGUGGAUUUGUGGAAGGGUUUCUGCUUGGCCUUGCAUCUUAAGGACAUGAAUGAUCCUUCCUAGUGGAUCCAACUGUGAGAAGAGAGUGGCAGCAGGGUGACUUCUCAGCAGCCCAUGCCACCAGAGUCUCCAGAGCAGGGAGAAACAACUCUCUGGACAAUACCAAAUUCACAACUUAGCAUUUUGCCAUCUGAAGCUUGGCAAAUGAGUAUCUGCUGUAAAACAGCCUGCGUGGUAUUUGAACAAUAGUAUU